Molecule: messenger RNA, 183 nt
Organism: Clunio marinus
Lineage: Eukaryota; Metazoa; Arthropoda; Insecta; Diptera; Chironomidae
Source: the annotation of a GenBank genome assembly
AUGAGAGUCAGACUCGCUCUUGACGCUCCAUUCUGUGGAUGUCCUUGCAACAUGAAACCGACUGUUGAUAUUGAAACAACAUUUCUUGAAAGAAAAAAUGUAAAGAUUAAAGAAACUGAACAAGAGACAACAAUCCUAAGAAAAGCGAAUUUAAAGGCAGAGGAGGAGAACGCAGCAAGAUGA